Molecule: messenger RNA, 5647 nt
Organism: Pseudomyrmex gracilis
Lineage: Eukaryota; Metazoa; Arthropoda; Insecta; Hymenoptera; Formicidae
Gene: lin
Product: protein lines
Exons: 3
Coding region: 739-2484 (581 amino acids)
Source: RefSeq, a predicted model, not a curated record
AGACGUCGUCGCUGCCCGCGGAUCCGUUCGGGGUGCCCGGAACCAUCCCCUGCUCGCCGAUAACGCUCUUCGUUCGGUAAGGCUGUCUUCCUAGCGAUCGCGUGGUGGAUCGGCGUCCUUCCUGUGGAUCGUUUCUGUUGCACACGUUUGUUUCCUGCGUUCCGUGGAACAUUCGACCCCCGCGUGCGAAUCUCGUUUUCCCCGGAUCUCGAUUCGCGAAGAUUGACGGCGACUCCCGCCCCCAGAGAGAUCGCGCGUCCAUCAUCGCCGAGAGCAUCGCCUCGAGCUUCAUCGGGGGAUGCGCGUAGAGAGAACACGAAUGCGCAAACAGGGAUUUAUUUAUUUUGGAUUCGCAUCGCGUGUUUCGCAAAGCGGCAAACAUCUCCUUCAUCGGCGUGGAUAGCAACAGCAGGAGUUUUAGCGCCGCGGAUUUUUCUGUGGAUGUUGGGCUUCUGGUGUUACACGGAGUCAUCGUCUACCGUCUCUUCGCCAUCUGAGGGCAUUGUCUCUGGUAUCUUUUAAAAUACAGAAAUAAACAUAUCGUCAGCAGGAAUACAAACAUGGAAAUUUAAUGCUGUAUUUCCAGUGGAUUUAUACAUCUGUUAGCUUUGGUAUACUGAUACAAAAUGCAACUUGUUUAUCAUUACUUGGAUGCUCAUCUUUUCAUAAUACUGUCCACAUGAGAGAGUUAACUUGACAAGAAUUAAUGGUGCUUCUGCGCAUCCUCUUAUCAGCACAAUGGAACAGCCAGUUAAGAAAAAACAGCGCACUGAGAAUCACAGAGAUGAGCUUGAGCAGCUGCAAAAUAGUCUGCUCAAACGUUGUUUGUGCCAUGUGCCGGAAAGCAGUUUGUACAAACCGUUCAUCAAUGCUAAGAGCGAGGGGAGUGAUGGUAGAAUCCGCUUUGCCAUGUUAUCAGAGUGGCGACUAGAACAAAUUUUGGAGUUUCUAAGUGCUCUUCAACUGCUGUUCGAUCUAGCAAUCAAGCAAAAUAUGAAAGGCAUAAUGUGCACGAGAAUUGCAGAUAUUUGCAACAUACUUGCGCAAAAUGAACACGGUAUCAUUAAUCAAAUCAUUGACCUGUCUUACAUGUCCAACCGAUUUGUGUUGUACGCCGCGAGCCGCGUGCUCGCAUCGUUUUUUAUCAUCACGAGAGAAAACGUGGAAGCUGCCUGGUUGGAAACGCUCACGCAAUCUCUAGUGGACACUUCGUCUCCCAGUCAAAUGCUGUUUACUUUGGACAUAGUCACGAGAGUGAUCGAGCACAAGGACACGGACGGCACACAUCCGGAAGAGGCGGAGGCGUAUAUGCCGCCGAUUAAUUGCAACAAGAUCACCAUCUCCGAAAGCUUUGACAGCACCGAGAUCAAAGCAAUGUGCGUGAGAGCGCUCGAGUCCAAGUGGAUCACUGUCGUGACGAAUUUUCACGAUAUCCUCAGCCAUUAUACACCUCAGUACGAAUCCGUCGUUAUUACAUUCUUACAUUUGUGGGAAACUAUUAUUUCCGUCAAGGCAAACUUGUCCAUAAUCGAUACCAAACUCUUCUAUUCGGAACUAGACCAUUUGGUGAGGUUGCUGAUCAGUGUGCCGGGCGUGAUCUGGCGACACAUGCUCAAUCUCUUUAACGAAGUGCUAUGCUAUGGCAGUACCUUAGCGUUACAGGAUGGUCUGCCCGAAGAGCCGUGUUCUCUGGCGCAUUUGGUUUUACGAGCUGUCAAGGACUCGCGACUGCUCGAGGCGUUACCGUACCGUGACGGCUCGGGCAGGUUCGGCGGCGGUACCGGCGAUGGCGAUCGUCCAUUGCUACAGAAAAUGGUGCUGCUGGUGUUGAAGAGUGUCGCCGUGACCGUAAGGGAAACUCGCAGCGACUCCAGCGAUUCGUCACUCGGUUCCGAAGCUGAAGAUCUUGACGAGGAUAUGGCGAUGAUUGAGAGAAGUAUCCGCGAGGUGUUGCGUCAACUGGAUCAAUGCGUAAAAGCGUUGAUGCCCUUUCAUCCGGACAUGCCACUGUCGCAAUGGGUAGUGCAGAUAUUCCAGGACCAGGACGACUUCUUAAUCGAGGGUAUGGUUUGCUGCUUGGAUGUCGCAGUGGGUCUCUUCUAUCGCGGAUCGCCACAGAAUGAACGUACGAAUCUGAGCCGCAUGCUUAGUCCGACACUGACUUUUGUGCAGUUCAUUCAUACUGUGACGCACGAUUCGAGCGUGCUGCUGGAUUUGCUGGUGAGCAACGAGACCUGUUUUCUCCUGUACCUGUUGCGAUUUCUCAAAUAUGUCAGACGUAACUGGGCCGAGUUCGUCGCGUGCUGCGGCGGAGAAUUGGAUAAUACUAUGGGCGUACUAGUUAGACUAAAAAUGUCUAUCGACCGACUGGUGAAGAAAGCUCUCUUUCCUUACAACAUUAAUCCGGUUCUUCGUCUACUUGAAAAAUGCGAAUCCUUCUACGAGAAUCCUUCCAUCGCGGAAAACAACCUGUCCGUCGUGUAAAAUAGAAGAAUAUAUUUCGUAAUGUAUAAAAACAAAAAUUUGUGCGAAAUCUAAAUUGUUCCGGAUGUUAGUUAUGUUUUGCUAGCUAUGUAACAUAUCGCAUGUAAAUGUACAGAUCGCCGAGUUUGUGUUUUUAUAUAUAAUAGACAAAAAACAAAAAACGAUUAAAAAAACCUCUUUCACCAGUCCCGUCUUCGAUGGAUUUAGAAAGACAACAAUUGUCUUUAAUUUAUAUUAGUUUUUUAGUCAAAAAUUGUUUUACACAUAGAAAAUAAGAGACGAAAAAAAAAAAAAAAAUGUCUGUUCGGUGAGAUCCUGGGAUUUUAUAAAUAUACAAUCGAACUAGUACAAAAGGGGAAUAAAUUCUCAUUUGUUCUCUCGAAAACUAAACUGCUCUUUCGCGAGGUGCUAAUAAAACACAACCAAAGCACCAGUUGAAAUAACUUUAUUAUAUAUACAACUUAGGAGAGAUAGGGAAAAUAAAAAUUAUUUAUACCUCGAAUUUUCUGUACAAUUUGACGAACAACACGUAAGAUAUAUAUGUAACUCUCUUUGUAAAUGUAACUUUAUUAUAUUUCAAUAAUAAUUGCGAUAUAUGUACAUAUAUCUCAUAAAACUAAAACGUUUGUAAUGCAUAUCUCAUUAACUGAAAUGUUCUAUUUUCUUUUAGUAUAUAAAUUAUUUAAAAAAAAAAAAAACAUAUAUAUAUAUAUAUAUAUAUAAAAACUUCAAAAAUUUUUACGAAUCAACGUAUAAAUUUAGAAGUUUAUUUCGGCACGGAAGAAAAUUAUGAAAAUUUAACAGAAAGUUUAUAACAGAAGAUGAAAAUUUAUAACAGAAAGUUUGUAUUAUUGUCAAAUCGGAUUUCUGAUAGAUUAGCACGAGAAACUCGUCGUUAUUAGCUUUUUCAUUUCUGAAAACUUUUCAUUAGCACAUAAUGAGAGAAAAUGUCAAAGGAUUAAUACUUUUUAUUAUUUAUAUAUUUUUAUACCGACGGAGAAAAUAAAAGUCUUAUUACAGCACUUAACAGAGACGCUGCCUUUAAAUAACACAACACCGGUAGUUCUCCUCAGUAGUUGUGAAAGUUUCGAGAUAAAUCAAUUGUAAAUAGUAGCAUUAUUAACGUUUAUUAUACAUACUUUUUUAUAAUUAUGACGUCACGUUUAAUUCAAUUCUCCUUAAUUGAAUGUGUGACUCCGUUAUCGGGAAUUGCAAUAUCGAAUUUCCAAUAUAACAAACAAAGGUUUUCUAAUUUUGCGAGAAGACCAUUUAUCGAUGUGUAUAGUCGCACACACACGCACGUUCUUUCCUAAUCAAAUAAUUUAUUAUCAUCAUCUUUCCUCACAUACAUGAAAUACACAAUUGUCAUUUUCGAGACUUUUUUAUGAUCGUACAUGUAUAGUCCAACGAUUGUCCAAGUGACGAUGUCCACGAUUGAUCGCACAACAGUGUUCGAUACAUUGAUUAGAGCGAUGUAACGCGCUUAUCUCAAUCCGUCCAAAAUUCCUUCUUCCUUUCCGUUUAUUUUAGAGUAUCAAGUAGAAUUAAGUUACUUUUUUUUUGGCGUAUUUUCUUUUAUAAAAUUACGCUACACACAUUUUCUAUUUGUAGAAUUUGCAAAUCUAGCUCUAUUUAAAAAACAAAACAAAAAAAUGCACCACCGAUCGGUAGAGACGAUCUUUUCGAAACAAAACCUAUUUGGUUAUUAAAUUGACAAUUUGUAUUUGUCGAUAAAUAAUUUUGUAUUUGUGUAUUAAAUUAUUAUUUAUAUAGUUUUGUAUCUUGUCAAUAAAUUACUAUUUUAUAGCAUAAAUUUUCUCUAUUUAGCAAAAACAGAAAAGCGACAAUACCGUAUGGUAAAGCGUUCUGGUUUUACUUCCUUCAAAUUGAAUAUUCAAUUUUUUUCUCUUGACCCAAAAUAUUGCUUUUGUCUCAAGUCUCGGAAAAAAUUUUAUUACUCUUCGUUAUUAUACAUUUUCAACGUAUUACGAAACUAAGCACACGUCUUUGUAGAGUUUUAUUUAGCGAAACGGUAAAUGUUCACUGUUUUAUUGUAACUACAGCAAAGGUAUGUGUGUGUGUGUGUGUGUUAGUUCAACAAACCUGACUAAAUCAACAACAAAGUCUAUUGUUAGCGUUGCGUUGUGGUGAUUGAUUAUUUUUUUCCUUUUUUCUAAUUUAUGUUUUUUUUUUUUCAUGUUUUAUUCACAUCGCUAUAUUAUUUUCAUGUAUCAUUAACCCUUCGUAAGUCGAAUCUCUAGUUACAACCGAGGGAAUCGAACGCGAAAUUGGGAGAGAUUUUCUGCCACAGAUGUAGGAAAAAUGGACAUUGAUUUGAAGAAAAAAAACUUUUAUAUUUUUUUUAUAUUUUUAUUUUUUUCUUAGUUUUUAUUUUAACAAAUCAAAUUCAGCUAUAUAUGUGACUUAGUUUUUAAUAACCCUUCAAAGAAAACAUCAAGAUUUAAGAUAAUCAAUGUAGAUGUAUAACAUAAAAAAUAUGUAAGUUUACACAAAAAAAGAAAUGUAAACUGUUAAUACAUAAUUCGUAACAAAAAUGUACAAAAUCAUGUCAAUUGACAACGUGUCAGUUCAAAUGAUCGCGUAAAUUUUUCUAUUAUUAAUAGCGGGUAAUAUUUUUACAAAUGUGGACACAAAUUUAUAGCGUAAAAAUAUAUCAAACAUUUUCUUCACAAAAAUCUGAAGAACAAAAAUCAUCAUUUUCUUUCUUAAAAUGUGAAAUCGUCGACCUCUGCUCAGAUCACAAUUGCUUGUAACUGCACACGCGUGUGUCCGUCUCUCGCAUGUGUUAAAGGCGUGUGUUAAAGGCGCGGAUUUUUCAAUAAACGCGUAAAUGUGAAACGCAAUAUAAAGCGCAAUAUAAAAACAACGAUCUUAAAUCUCUGACCGUGUUCGAUCUACGAAGGGUUUAUAAUUUAAUAUAACAAACCGCUAUAAUUAUUCGUGGUCACAUACGGUAAACCAUUUCUUUCUUUCUGUACAUACGUGUUCUCUAAGACUUGGAAAAAAUGUUAAUAAAUCGGUCGCGUAUAGCGACAGAAGCAGUUCGCGCAACAAUUUUUCGUUAAAGACACAUGCGAAAUGCAAGAAGAAAAUAAAAAAUACAGACAUUGUCAGUCUUUUUUUUUUUUUUUUUCAUAUUACA